AUGGCCUACUUGGAGUUCCUAGACGUGAACACCACAACAACAUUGGAUGAAAACAAUACCUUUGUGAAUACAACCAAUUCCACUUUCGAAGAGAUGGAUGAUGGUCCUCCAAGGGCUAUAUUUGAGAUUGUUAAAAUCUUGUAUAGUAUUGUUUGCUUGGUUGGCUUGUGUGGAAACACCCUUGUCAUUUAUGUGGUGCUUCGCUUUUCCAAAAUGCAGACUGUCACAAAUAUGUACAUUUUGAACCUUGCCGUUGCUGAUGAAAUGUUUUUGAUUGGACUCCCAUUUCUUAUUGCCACAAUGACUGUCAGACAUUGGCCUUUCGGGCGUGUGAUGUGCAAAAUGUACAUGACCACAACUUCGAUAAACCAAUUCACCAGCAGCCUGCUAUUGACCGUCAUGAGUGCCGACCGCUACGUGGCAGUCUGCCACCCCAUCUCCUCCCCCCGCUACAGGACCAGUUUUAUUGCCAAGUUCAUCUGCCUCACAGCAUGGACCGUAUCGGCUCUACUCAUGGUACCUAUCUACAUAUACGCUAAUGUCCUGGAUAAGGGAAGCUCGGUAACAAUUAACCGAAGAAGCAGUCAACAUAACAAUUAA
Messenger RNA from Limulus polyphemus (Atlantic horseshoe crab), 600 nucleotides. RefSeq names its product somatostatin receptor type 2-like. The transcript has a single exon. NCBI's taxonomy places the organism in Eukaryota, Metazoa, Arthropoda, Merostomata, Xiphosura, Limulidae. Bases 1 to 600 code for a protein of 199 amino acids. The record is from RefSeq and is a predicted model, not a curated record. Gene Ontology annotation, cellular component: membrane; neuron projection. Gene Ontology annotation, molecular function: G protein-coupled receptor activity; peptide binding. Gene Ontology annotation, biological process: G protein-coupled receptor signaling pathway.